Schistosoma intercalatum is the source of this 4156-nucleotide messenger RNA. NCBI's taxonomy places the organism in Eukaryota, Metazoa, Platyhelminthes, Trematoda, Strigeidida, Schistosomatidae. The record is from the annotation of a GenBank genome assembly.
AUGAGUGGUAUAGUUGGAUCAACUCGUGGGCUUGGGAGCAAGUAUGGGCUUGGUGUCAGUUCUCUGGGAUCAUCCAGCGACGUCGUUCAAAUACGUUUGCAGGGUGAUUCCUAUCCUAGUAGCGAUUCUUUGGGUUUGUCCGGAAUGGAUAUGUUCGGUGGACUAUCUGGUUAUGGUGUUUCUUCCGGUGUACCCUAUUAUGUAGACUCAGUAGGUGGGAGUGUAAGUCUAGGUGGAGGAAUGUUGGGAUUUGACGAUGAACUUGGUCACUCAGGACUAGAUAAUAGUGAACUUGUCCAGUUGUUGGGAGGCAGUCAAGCUAUCGCCCAGCUUUCAGAUAGUCAACUAGAAGAACUUGGUCGUGCACAGUUUACUAUCGUGGAUCCUAGGACUGACAGUGAGCUGGCAAACUGUCCUCUAAGUUUAUCCGUGGAAGAAGAUGAUCGACCUUUAGAUGAAGAUGAGAUCUUGUGUGUAACCAAAGCAAGAUGCCUGGAUCGUGUUCGUGUCCUGUCUGUUCCAGCUUCCGGAUAUACAAGUAUAAAUACUGGUGAUCUUGCCAAAUGCAUCAAUCUGCGUGAAUUAGAUUUGUCAGAGAAUGCAUUACGCGUAUUCCCCAGACGUCUGCAUUUACCGCAGUUAACAAAACUCAGCAUUACAGGGAAUAGAUUUAUACACCUACCGUUGUUUGAACAAUUUCCUAAACUCAUUCGAUUGAAUUUAGACGACAAACUGAAACAAUUAUUAAACCCUCAAAUGUUGGUCUAUUUUUGUCCGAAACUUAAGUAUAUUAAUGGUAUAUAUUUUGAAGAAAUGCUAACCGAUUUCACAGUUCGUAUUAUUCAAGAAGCACGUUCAAUAAUGGAACCUAUUAUAAGAUCAAAGUGGGAAACAGACUUUGCUGAUCAGUAUCCUUUUGUUAAAAAUCGAGAAGAACGUAUGUCAUUGAUUGAAAACAUGAUGGAGCAUAUAAAAGAGCGUAAUCUUCUGGUUGGUGAAGCCUUAAACAAGUAUAAAGAUUUAUUGUUGUUUCGUUGUAUCGAUGAGUUUCUACGAUCCAUGAUAUAUGAUGCCACGGAUAGGGAAUUGUUGCAUGCAGUUAAUUCUCUGGAUACUCCUAAACCAAUUACAGAUGUAGAGAAUUCUACGGAUGUCACUCAUACUACUACGACUACUACUGAUGUUACAAAUAAAUUAUUUAUCAAAUCAGGUGAAUCCACCGCUAAUGAGAAUCAUACUUUGACAGAAACCAUCACAAAUAAAAUGACUGAUAACUAUUUGACUGAAUCGGUUGAUGAUGGCGCUGCUGCUAAUGAUAAUGAUGGGGAUAUUACUGGUGGUGCUAAUAUUACUACUACCACUGCUAUCACCAGUCAACAUGAGAAUAUUGAUUCAUUACAGUUGCGUACAAAACUUUCUGCAUGUGAUUUAGAAUCUGACGACAUACAAGAUGAUGAAGAUGAUGAUGAGGGGGAAGAAAAAGAAGCAGCUGCGCGAGCUGCAAAUGAAUGUGCGCUGUUCGAUGCUACCGACGAAUUGUUAGGUACUCAUUUACCUGAUUUACAAUUAUUAGCUCAAAGUGCUAAUCAACUGCAAACUACUUUUUUUGUGGAUUCAAUGGGUCGUUUACAUCAACAACAAGUACUUCUCACUCCGAAUGGUGCUUGUCAGUUAGGUUUACAAACUAAUGGACUAUCAAAUUAUCAACUGCAUUUGGGACGGUCAUUACGUCAAGGUCGUUCUAUAGUUAUGACUGUUGUUCGUCCACGUGGUAUCAGUGGACGACCAGUGGCCGAAUUUUUGCCUGGUGAACUGCGUAACAAAGAUUAUGUCAAAGGUUAUAUGGCCUCUGAGAUAUAUAAGAAGGCUGUCAAAGAUACUUUAGGUCAAAAAACAACUCCUAAGAAACGUACUGGUACUGGUAAAAUUCGGAAAUCCGAUCAAAUUAAUACAUCAACAGGGGAACGUCCUUGGCCUGGAUCGACGACAACUAGUACGAUUCCAUUAGGCGAACUGAACACUGAAUUGGGCAAUACAGGAGCACCUACCAAAAGAGUAACUUGUACAUCCAACCAGAUGGCGAGUUCACGAACCGGAUCAAAUCGGCCGAGUAAAGUCGACUUUGAUGUCGGCGAAGACACAGGUGGCGCAACAGGCGGUCUUCCUCCUCGACCAAAGAAACGGAAGUCUAUGGGAAUGCAUAGAAGUUUAAGAGAUCUUUGUUCAGAUACCCCAUUCUCAUCUGAUGCCUAUAACAAUACCACUGCUAAUACAGUUGUUGGCGGUGGUCCUAGAUCUGAUGCAACUCCAAUCGACUACGACCCAUUACAUUUCAUUCGUUGUCAUGCUAAGGACAAUGAUGCAGGAGAUAGUGAAACUAAAGUUUGGCGUUGCCUAUUUGAACCAAAUCCAAUGAGACCCGAUGAAACAACCCACGUAGUUGCAACCUGUGGUGGUGAAUGUGUCUGUCUAAUCAAUUGUGAAACCGGCAAAGUUAUGAAGCGUUUUAAACAUAUGGAAGAGGCAUCUGUAAUCGUUUGGGAUAUUGGAAUUCCAUCUGUUCCAGACUAUAAAACACGUUAUCAACUAUUAAUGCGUCUUCGUUGUCCUAGAUUAGAUGUGAAUCCAGUAUUAAAUCUAGUUUUCCUUCCACAUUAUGCUUAUUUAAUAGCUGGUUGUGAGGAUGGACUGUUUGCAUGGAAAAUAACCGAUCUACGUUUAGAGAAACGAGAACGUGAACCGGAUAUGGAGUUGAAAUUGGACUUUAAUCAUGAAGUUUGUAUUGAUGCUUUAGCUCAGCUAAGCGAUAAUGCAUUAGUUUUAAAAGUAGUGGAGUCUGGUGAAAUUAUGGUGUUCGAUUUUGCAUCUAUUUUGGAACGACGUAAAGGACUUCAGCGUGUUGUCCCAAUUGAGAUGCGAGGUCACUUGUUAUGGCAGAAAACGGAUGAAAUCUAUAUCAAUGUAUCUGUUAGACAAAAUCUAGGUGCUGUCCUAUGCGGUGAUAACGAAGGCUCAAUUUGGAUAUAUGACUUGGAUCCAUACUUGGAUGAUUUGCAUUCUUCUAGUCGUAAACGUUUUCAUGUAAAACCAAUCAAGAUUCUUGAAUGGCCUGAAUGUUCAGUUCAAGGUAAUCGUGAUGAAGAUCAACAAUUGAAAGAAAGUAUUACAUCAGGUUUUCGUAAUCCUGUUGUAAAUUCAGUUGAAAUGAGCUCAGAUGGUUAUUAUCUAGCAGCUGUAACUGAUAACAAUCUUGUAUGUAUAUGGCGAUAUGCUCCACCCCAACAACAACAACAGUACUCUCAAAUAAUCCAACAAACCACAACAUCAUCAUUACAUCAAACUACUCCUAUGCAACAUAAUAGCAAUCAAUUAACAGCUAUCAAUAGUUCUAUUGUUACUGUUCCCAAUGUUGCUAGUAUAAUCAAUGAUGACACAUCAUCGUCAACGAUAGCAUGCAUGGAACUUUUAAACAAUACUAAUACUAAUAAUUCAUCAAUUGCUUUAAAAUCAAAUGCCAUAGAACUUGUUACUACCGGUCAACAUUUAUUAGAAUAAAUAUCGUUAUCAUUAUGAUGAUAAUGUUAUACGAUUUGUCUUGUAUUUUUGUUAUUACUGUAUCAUGAUUUAUGUAGAUGUUCUCUCCUCUCUCUCUCUCAUAUAUAUAUAUAUAUAUAUAUAUAUAUAUAUAUAUAAUUUUGUAUAGAACUCAGUUAUUGACUUCUAGGCGCCGGAAAUAUCCUAUGCAAAUACAAGGCGUCUUUAGUUUUUGAUUUUUACUCAUUCAAUUAUCACUUUCGUUUUUUACUAUCAUCCACCAUGUCAUAUUUGUUCAUAUCUAUAGUUACUUCGAAGAAUCAUGCUUCAUUUAUUGUUCUAUUCAUGUGCCUACAUGUUUCAAAUACUUGUAAACACCAAGUUAGUUACAUUGUUAUCAGAAAGAUGAAGGUGGUAUCACUGUCUCCUUCCGUCUCUCCUUCACUCCAAUUUUUCGUUAUUUUUGUACCUUCUUUCCGGUUUUUGUAAUCCAUAGUGUGUUGUCUGCAUGAAGUAUCUCUCUUUGAUAUUCUCACUUUAAUUUUUACCUAAACAGUAUCGAUAAAGUGUCAUUUGCUAUCAUUAUUACCAUAUAAAAGUAACAUUAUUAUUAUUAUUAUUA